GCACACAGCACAAUAUGUACCUAAAAUUAUUAUUGACUGCAUCGGUUGUCGUUUUGGGGGCAACUGUCCCCAUUUUGCUGGCGGGUGGCACAGCGCAGUGCAAAAUCAAGUGGUUGUUUGGUAUCCCGUGUGAAGAUGUUUAUGGAGCAUUGGUCAAUCAGAUCAAGGCCUGGCAGAUCCAGCAAAGCUGCCUCGACGCAGGAGAGACAUGCUCAUAUGAACUUGUUUCGACCGCUCCGAACCAGAUAACAGCCACGCACACGUCUCCAAAAACCAAGAAAGUCAAUGACCUGCAGUUUCUUCUGGAGCAGUCCACCGUUUGCAAAGUGACCGGAGAAGGAAUGUGUGAGCCCUCCAAAGAUCCUGCAGAUAACAGUACCAACUUCUGCAGCCUCCAGAACCUGAUAGACGGAAGUGACCUGAUUGACGCUGAGGGAUACAAACGCUUCACCAACAAAUGGAUCUGUGCUGGCUUUGAAAAUGCCAACUGCACCUCGCCAUGAACAAAAUGUGAAAAUUGGCAAGCUGGGAAAACAUCAGAAAGCACUUGUUUUUUUUUCUCUUCUUUCUGACAUUUUAUUUUAGACUAGCAGCAAAAAUACUUGCAUACUAACUAUGUAGGGUGA
This is a messenger RNA of Syngnathoides biaculeatus (alligator pipefish), 626 nucleotides long. RefSeq lists its product as uncharacterized. NCBI's taxonomy places the organism in Eukaryota, Metazoa, Chordata, Actinopteri, Syngnathiformes, Syngnathidae. Bases 15 to 503 code for a protein of 162 amino acids. The transcript has 5 exons. The record is from RefSeq and is a predicted model, not a curated record.